GAAAAGUGAAGAAUCUCGCGACCAUUGCUGUCACGUGAUAUUUAUCGACGUAUCGCGUCGGCCGUGGAGGGUCGAAAUUCGACCGUCGAAUACGAAGAUGGCUACUACCACUGAAAUAUUAAAUACUCUCACAGAAACAGUAAUUUUCCGAAAGAAAAUGUAGAAUUUCCUGGGUUGCGACGCGUUCCAGACUGUAUCUUAUAAAACCACCAAUGAAUUGAGAGUAUAGGUUUCAUUCUGUGAAACAUAUAAAAUGUAACAAUUAUAAUCUGUGUAAUAUCCAUCCUAAAAUGGAUAAUCAAAUUAUAAGUAUGAACAUAAUGCGUAAGUUACGAGGGAGUACCAGCGUCGGAGGAAUGGGUUCUAGCAGUGCCGGCAGUAUAGAUGAUUGCGUGGGAGCUACAAAUCCUCAGCAUACCGCACUGGGUCUCAUGCACCUUAAGAAACUUUUUUCCGAGUAUACCCAUCCUCUGCAUACCCUCUCAGAUGCUGAGCGCGAUGAUAAGCUAUAUAAUAUGUUGCCAUUAUUUUGCAAAGUAUUUGGGUCUAGUCCAGCAGGUGAUAUGAGCGAGAAGUUUUGGGACAUUCUGGCAUUUACACAACAAGUGUCUAGAUUAAUGGUGUCUGAAAUUAGGAGAAGGGCAAGCAAUCAAAGUACUGAAACAGCAAGUUGUGCCAUUGUAAAAUUUUUAGAAAUUGAAAACAGCGAGGAGUCGAGCAAUGGUUGGAUGCUACUAUCCGCGCUGAAUUUACUUGCAGCAGGCGAUACUUCUCUAAUACAGGCCAUGACUACCGCUUCUGUCCCGUCGACAUUGGUAAAAUGUUUGUAUUUAUUUUUCGAUUUGCCUGAAAUGAUCGAGGACGAAGCCGAUAUUACAGAUACGAAUAGCGAAUUUACUCCAAAGCAACGUAGAAUACUGUUACAGAAAAUAUUUGUUCAAUUGUUGGUGAGAUUAUGUAGUCAUCCGUAUCCAGCGGAAGAGCUCGCCCGUAAAGAUGACCUUACGUUAUUAUUCUCAGCAAUAACUAGUUGGUGUCCUCACUACAAUGUGAUGUGGCGUAAAAGCGCGGCAGAAGUAUUAAUGACUCUAUCUCGACAUGGACUUACCCAGAAUGUAGUGAGCUACAUCCACAAUAAAGGAUGUAUAGCACUUUGUGUUGAUAAUAUGCAACGUGUACCUGAGCUGGCACCAUUGGAAGUAGUAGAAAUGUUCGUCACGGUAUUUUGUUUUUUAAAAGAUUCCAGUGAAGUAUCGCAAACGCUUCUGGACGAUUUUCGCGCUUGUCAAGGAUAUAUGUUUCUAUCGGAAUUUUUAUUGAAGCACGCUCCAUCGAGAUUAGAACAAGAUAGUAGAGCGGAAGCACAGGAUGCCAUUCGGAAUUUAGUUCUUAUGCUGGCAUCUUUAACGAUGUGCGGUCAUACAGAAUUGAAGCCAAGUCAAGCUAGCAUGGGAUCUUUAUUUCAGAUGCUUGGCUUUACUUUACCUCAACCAAGUAACAGAGGAGGAAGUGUUCGAAAUAUCCAAGCGUUCCAAGUACUACAAUCCGUAUUUGUAAAGUCUAAUUCACCACUUUUAUGUUGUACUAUCCUCGAUGCAAUAUCUAGCGUAUAUCACAGUGAUAAUGCCAAUUAUUUUAUACUCGAGGGACAGUACACAUUGUCCGAAUUCGCAGAAAAGAUCCACUUAAAAAAUCGAGAAAUACAAGAAAAGUUCUUUCAGUUGCUAGAAUUCAUAGUGUUUCAACUUAAUUUCGUGCCUUGCAAGGAACUUAUAUCUUUGUCUAUACUAUUAAAAACGAAUAAUUCGACUAGCUGCAGUAUCUUGUGCAUGGAAACACUCCUCAAUAUACUCAGACAUAACAAUAUAUUUAAAGAUGUGUACAGAGAAGUAGGUAUGUUAGAAGUGUUUGUUACGUGUCUUCACCGUUACGCAACUUUACUUAAGGAUAAGCAAGCUGCGCAUGAUCAAGGAUUAGAAUACAAAAUAUGCCCAGAAGAUGAACGAUUGGGUGCCUUAGUAAUGGAAGCUCUGACGACAUUAUUAGCAGGCAAUGUUCAAAAUGCUAAUGUCUUCAGGGAGUGCGGCGGAGCGCGUUGCGCUCAUAAUCUCGUGCCCUACACAGACUGUCGAUAUCAAGCGCUUGGCAUUGUUAGAGAAUUAAUACUUAGUGCAGGGGGAGACGAUGAUAUGGCUACAUUACUAGGUGUCAUGCAUUCAGCACCUUCCCAUGCCUUAGUCUUAAAGACGCAUAUAUUAAAAUCUUUGUUGGCUUGCUUGAGGGAAUCGCACCGAACCAGAACUGUCUUUCGGAAAGUGGGAGGUUUUGUUUACGUGAUGUCCGUUUUAGUAUCUUUGGAAGGUCAAUUGGGUACGCAAAGAUCCGAUGGUAUAGAACCUUGCAACGACGUAAUAAAACGAACACCACAGGAAGAGACACAGUUGCUGACACUCUUACACGUCGUAUUUCACACAAUAAGUACAGCUAUGAGAUUCGAACCAGCGAACGCGAAAUUUUUCCAUCACGAGAUAUGCCAAUCGAGUUUGUGUGACACUCUACGACUUCUUGGGUGUUUCUCGACACAAACGAAACUUAAGGAAAUAGAUUUAAUACCAACCACGAACUACCACAACAUGUUAUUGUUGCUAUUUACUGGGAGUGUAUUAGAACCCAUAUUUCCAGACAUCAUGCCAAAGACGCUCGCGUAUGCAUGUUUAUUGCUACGUCUUCUCUACGAUGUAGCGCUCGACUCUUUCGAUAAGCCAAAUUUGGCAGGCUUAGGAAUGAGGUCGCCGAGUCAUAAACAAAAUAGCGUCGAGCAACAAAAAUCUUUUGAUUCUCCGGGUAGCGGUAAGAGAACUGUCAUAAACUCUUUAAAUCUGAGUCCUCCUACUCCCGAGCCAAUAGUGGUACACCCUGGCAUAGUUGUCGGAAUGUUACACUUGCUUCCAUCAGUUUCGGAACCAUCCAAUAUACAAAUGGCUCUAGCUUUGCAAUUGUACAUAGCGGAAAUCAUUAAAAGUUUGGUGCGCUCGGAAAGAAAUCAACAAAUAAUGUGCGAAGCUGGGAUGGCUGGUGAAUUGCUAUCGAUGGGGAGAAUUGCAUUGCAAGAUGAAACGCAUCCCCUUCAUCAGCCGUUACAAUAUAUUAUAGAAAGACUCGCGGCACAAUCUUUAGAACCACGUGACCUUAGAGAAUUUUUACGCUUGGGUGAUCCAUUAUGUUGUAUAUCACUCGAUGACAUUGAACCAAAUAAACCUAGAGGCGGACCUGUCCCGCUGACUCGCAUUAAAACUUUAGUGUCAAUGACAACGCCGAAAGAUUUUCGCGCCCAUGGGUCUUGUACUUUACCACCUUUCGUAGAACUUGAUAUGAGCGCAGAAGGAUUUGCAUGUUUAUAUUUACCCAGCGUCGCACCACAAAGUACAACUCCGCCUACGGUAGUGGCUGCUGACAGUAGCGUACUCGGUGGAAUUGGUUCAGGCGAUAGAUUGUUUCCUCCGCAAACUGGACUAACCUAUAGUACAUGGAUAUGCGUUGAUAAAUUUAGCGAUUCUAGAACUGAUCCUCACUGUGUAAGAUUAUUAACCUUAGUGCGUACUCCACAAUCAGCGAGAGAUUUGAUCUGUCUAACUGCGGUUCUCAGUGCUCGAGAUAAAGCUAUUAUCGUAUCAACGCAGGAGACACAGAUGCCGCAAAAUGUAGGCGAAUGGGAACCAGAAGGAACCGGUGAAUGUGGUGCAAGGGUCUGGUGUCCCGACUUACUCCACGAAGGACAAUGGCAUCACAUAGCUAUAGUAUUAAACCGCGCUGUAUUAAAAAAUUCAAGCUUCUCGUUAUAUCUGGAUGGUCAACACAUUCACAGUCAGAAGCUUCACUAUAUUACGCAAGUUCCUGGAGGAGGAGCAGCGAAUUUGACGGUAGCUUCGCCAGUAUACGGGUACAUAGGUACGCCUCCUUGUUGGCGACGCUACUCUAGGUUGGCAUGGAAGCAGGGACCGUGUCACUUGGUAGAAGAAGUGUUUAAUUCGCAAAGUAUAGCGACACUGUUUAAAUUAGGCCCACAUUAUAUGGGUAGCCUACAAGCUCCACAGUUAUUAGUUCAAGAACCUUUGAUGCCUCUCGUUGCGGAAGAGAAAGUUGUAUUUGGAUUAAAUGCCAAAGCGAUGUCUCAAUUAACGCUAGCUAAAAUUAGGAAAGUUUAUAGCCGCGCUGAUAAUAAGUCAAUUGCUAAACAACUUGGUAUGUCAUCACACGAAAAUGCCACGCCUAUUAGGGUCCUUCACAAUUCAGCAGGACAUCUUAGCGGACCAGCAAGAGCACUAGGAGGGGUAGUUGUUGGUUAUCUCGGUGUUCGUGUUUUUAGUCCUCGACCAGUAGCCACAAUGAUCGACAAUGUGGGUGGUUGUUCGGUGUUAUUAGGUCUAAUAGCCAUGGCGCAAGAUGUAGAAUCUCUAUACGCUGCGGUUAAGGCAUUAGUUUGCGUCGUGAGAUCCAAUCAGGCGGCCCAGCAGGAAAUGGAUCGUCGAAGAGGAUAUCAGACAUUGGCAAUGUUACUACGAAGGAAAUGUCCUCUUUUAAAUAGUCACAUACUCCAUCUUACGUUCAGUCUUGUCGGUACAGUAGACAGCGGCAGAGAAACUAGCGCGAUACCUAACGUCACAGCAUUUCAGGAUCUUCUGUGCGAUUUGCAAGUCUGGCAUGAAGCACCAGGAGAACUAUUAAGAUCGCUAUUGGAACAUUUGUACGAAUUAAUUGCAGAAUCAAGCGAGAAAAGAACAAACUUACGGUUAAUGAGGGAUUUGCAAUUAGUGCAUAAAUUGUUGCACAUUUUAAGCGAUGUAAAACAAAGUACCACGAGGCAAAUUCUACUCGCCUUACUCAGUAUCCUACUAAGUCAACCGAGACAAGCUGAUUUACUAUGGUUUGGUCAGUUUAUUGUAGCUACGUUGCCUCAAAGUUCGGAGAAGCAUUUAAUUCUUCGAGAAAGCGAAGGAAACAAGGAAGGGGAGGGGGAACACAUACUUUUACGAAACCGUUGUUUACAACUUUUGCAUUCUUUGUUGUUUAAUGGUCCCAAGCCAAAUAUAAAUAUGUGCGAGGAAUUAUCUAAAGUGUUAGGCUUAGAUUGGAUAUUACUGUUUCUUCAAUCUGGGCUUCAUAGUACAACAGUGAUAUGGGGGUUGCGAAUUUUAGUGGCUGUUUGUUCCGUUCAACCGAUAUUACAGAAGUUUAAAGAAGGAACCAGCAACGGUAGCUGGCUGCGUCACACGGAUCACAAUAAAAUGGCGCUAGCUCUUGGUUGUCACCAGCAAAUGUCAGGUGGGGAAAGCAAGCCAUCCGGUCUUCACGUACCAGGAUUUCAACAUUUGGGAUGGUUAUUACCGCAGCACGUAGACCUUGUUCCAGAGUUAUACUUUCUUUUUAUCGCUCUUAUGAUGGGACAACCCGUGAAAUUAUUGCCUACAGAUUCGAAAGUCAUUUUAAAACUCGAUUUGGAUAACGUGUGGAACUUCCUGUUCGGCGUUCCGGCGAACCAUACUCUGUCAUCAUUUGCGAGUAGAAUUAAUCUUUGCCCCGAAGCCGUGGUUACCCUGUUAGCUAUGGUGCGAACAAUGCUGAAUAAUUACUCGGUCAAUCCUGAGUCCCUGCCAGAUUGGUUAAGCGAUUAUCCAGUGACAAUAAUACAGUUCCUGUUCUUCCUUUAUCAUAAUUUUACGGACUUCAUGCAAGUGUUUAUGUCUGCGGAAGUGUUGGGCGCAUUAGCUGGUACUCUGUUCCCGAAACCUACAAGUUCCAGCCAAGAUAGCAGCGGAGCUAGUACUCCAGCAGACGAGCAAGAACCGGUAUUGGUGAGAUCUCCAUCAAAGGAUGUCGGCUUGACGAAUCAUCCAGCGAAAAAGUUUGUUAUGGACUUUUUACGAGUAAUCGUGGUAGAUUCCCUUUCUUUGCCAGUCACUGCGAAAUCUCCGCCAGCUAUCGACCUGGUAUUGGAAGCAUGGCCAGAACACGCUUCUACUGGACAGCAAACGCGCUAUCAGACGGAGAUUCUGUCUAUUCUAAUGGAGCAUCUACUAGCCGCAGAUGUUUUAAUUGGAGAACAAGCGGCGUUACCUGUAGUCCCUGGAGGCUCGGUCAAUAAUAUAACUAACAACGUGUGUUACGUCGCAGCCAGAAUAGUAGAUAAAUUGUGGCAAGGCGCAUUGACAAAAGACCCACACGAGGUGUUCGAUUUCAUUGUCAAAUUAAUUGGACAAGCAAAACGACGGCCUGGUGUCGUUAGUAUGGAAGGUCUUCACCACUGUCUGAACAGAACGAUACUAUUUUUGCUGUCACGACCAACGGAUUCGAUAGCCGAUCAAAUGGCUGUAUUAGAAGCACUACAUAAGCUCACAACUCAUAGGUUGUUAGUCUUUGGUGCUGGUAACCACGAAUUGGAAUUCAUCAGUUGUUUAACUUACUGUUUACUACAACUAACAACCGACGUCAAAGUUACGCUCGAUACAAACAUGAGAACAAUGUGGCACCUUAAUCCGCAAGUCGAAGCCAGCGACGAUAGGCUUACGUCUCAUCAAGGUCAUAACUUGAUGGCCGUCGCUGCGACAAGAGUUUGGGAAGAGUUAUACGUAUGCAAGAAACCUGCCAUAGAGGAAGUUUUUAAAAUCACACUUCCAGCGCCUGUAGGUAACGAACGCGCCCCUGAGUUAUCGCUAGUGAGGGAUCAAAUGCAUGAAGCUGCGACCAGGCUUUGGUUGAAUUACGUUGUCAUGGAAAGGAAAGCUUCGUACAGGGUUCCUUGGGAACUUCACAAUCAAAUACAAUCGAAAAUUCAAAAAGUAACGGGUGGUUUGACGAGAUUAGCAAGUCGAACGAAAGUCCGUAAAGAGGAAUCUGUGCGUGUCAGGCUGAGAUUACAUCAGAACACAGUAGCACAGUGGACAGAGCAACACAUUGCACUGGUCCGCGAGCUUGCCGCAGGAAAGCGGUUGCAGUAUAUACAGACUAAUCAACAUACUCAGCGAUACGUGUAUCAAGAAUGGUUGCAAACCGAAACAGAGUUGACGAGAGAACGCGGUUUGUGGGGACCACCGACACCCACCAGGCUUGAUAAAUGGAUGCUAGAUAUGACCGAGGGUCCGUGUAGGAUGAGAAAAAAGAUGAUGAAAAACGAGCUUUUUUAUAUACAUUACCCGUACCGACCUGAAUUGGAACAUCCUGAUAACAAACAACUGAAGUACAAGGUAGCAACAAGCACCGACAGUAAGGAAUAUUAUCUGAAACAACUCGGUAAUUCAUCCGGCAUGUUCGAACGGGAACGAGAUCCUGUUAUCGACGACACUCCAUUAAACGUCAACGAAAGUUCCACGGAAAGCGAACCUCCAAUGGUACCCUGUACGCUGGAACGUCACGCAAGCGAGCCAGACGAAGCACCAGAGGACAACGAGCAAGAAGAAGAAAAUAAUCAGACCGUCCCAGACAAUCAAACUUUGAUACGGCUAUUAGAGGAACACGAGAAGAUAAGUCACAUGUUCAGAUGUGCCAGAAUUCAAGGUUUAGACACGACCGAAGGUUUGCUCUUAUUUGGAAAAGAACACUUUUACGUGAUUGACGGAUUCACGCUGCUAAAGUCCAGAGAGAUAAGGGAUAUUGAGAGUUUACCCGAGGCUUACGAACCAAUAUUGCCAUCCCCUGGGUCUCCUAGAAGAUCUAGAGCGAUGAGACAAUGCUCGAAAUUUAAUUACGAAGAUAUCAGAGAGGUACACAAAAGAAGAUAUCUAUUACAACCGAUGGCAUUAGAGGUAUUCAGCGGAGACGGUAGAAAUUAUUUGUUAGCGUUUCCGCGUAAAGUGAGAAACAAGGUUUAUCAGAGAUUUAUGACUUUCGCAACGGCGAUCGCUGACAGCGCGCAACAGUCUGUGGCCGGCCAGAAGAGAACAGCGAACGUGGAACAGGCUACAGGUCUGUUAUCGAACCUGAUAGGCGAGACUUCGGUUACCCAACGAUGGGUGAGAGGCGAGAUAUCCAAUUUUCAAUACUUGAUGCAUCUCAACACUUUAGCUGGUCGUAGUUACAAUGACUUGAUGCAGUACCCGAUAUUUCCUUGGAUUUUGGCCGACUACGAUAGCGAAGAGUUGGAUCUCACUGAUCCAGCAACGUUCAGAGACUUUGGUAAACCUAUGGGCGCGCAGAGCCCGGAACGACUGUUGCAGUUCAAAAAAAGAUACAAAGAAUGGGACGAUCCGCAUGGGGAAACACCUCCUUACCACUACGGAACACAUUACUCUUCAGCGAUGAUUGUAUGUUCUUACUUGGUGAGAAUGGAGCCGUUCACGCAACAUUUUCUUAGAUUACAGGGUGGACAUUUUGAUCUGGCGGACAGAAUGUUCAAUAGUAUAAAGGAAGCUUGGCUUUCCGCUUCUAAACAUAAUAUGGCCGAUGUGAAGGAGCUCAUACCGGAGUUCUUUUACCUUCCAGAAUUUCUCGUCAACUCGAAUCACUUUGACUUAGGUUCUAAACAGAGUGGUGUACAAUUGGGAGACAUUGUACUUCCACCAUGGGCAAAGCAGGAUCCACGAGAAUUCAUACGCGCGCAUCGACUCGCUUUGGAAUGCGAUUACGUCUCGCAACACCUUCACCAAUGGAUCGACUUGAUAUUCGGUUGCAAACAAAACGGUCCAGCUGCGGUUGAAGCUGUCAAUGUGUUUCACCAUUUGUUCUACGAAGGCAACGUGGACAUUUACAAUAUCGAUGAUCCCUUGAAAAAAAAUGCGACCAUCGGGUUCAUUAACAAUUUUGGGCAAAUACCGAAACAAUUGUUUAAAAAACCACACCCGGCUAAGAAAAUGACACAAAGGACCAGUGUUAUCGACCCUGGGCCAAUCACUCCCGGCUUAAGCAUAACCACGUCUGACAAAUUGUUCUUCCAUAAUCUUGAUAACUUGAAACCAUCGCUUCAGCCUAUCAAAGAAUUAAAGGGUCCCGUCGGACAGAUACUGCACAUAGACAAAGCAGUAUUGGCCGUUGAACAAAAUAAAACGCUGAUUCCGCCUACGUAUAACAAGUACGUCGCAUGGGGUUUCGCGGAUCACUCCCUCAGAAUAGGAAACUACGAUAGCGACAAAGCGAUAUUCGUCUGCGAGGCUAUGAUGCAAAACAGCGGAGAGAUAGUUGCUUGCGUUUGCCCGUCUUCCAAACUGAUAGUAACCGCUGGCACAAGCUCCGUUGUGACGGUUUGGGAGUACACCAAGAGGCAACUGUCUAUCAAACAAUGUCUGUACGGUCACACCGACGCCGUCACGUGUUUGUCAUCGAGUCCAGCGUACAACGUGAUAGUAUCAGGAUCUCGAGAUGGAACGGCAAUUAUAUGGGAUCUAUCUCGAUGCUUGUUCGUUCGCCAACUCAGAGGACACGCGGGACCAGUGGCCGCAGUAGCUAUAAACGAAUUGACGGGAGACAUAGCUACCUGCGCGGCAACAUGGCUGCACGUGUGGAGCAUCAAUGGCGAAGAAUUGGCGAGCGUUAAUACAUGCGUUGGCCGAGCUGAUAGGAUGCAACAAAUCUUAUGCGUUGCUUUCAGUCAAACUCACGAAUGGGAUUCGCAGAACGUUAUCAUGACGGGAUCGACUGACGGCGUAGCUCGAAUGUGGUCGAUGGAUUACGUGCAAGUGCCUGCAGAAGAAGAGAAACCAGAAGAAGCCGCAAACGCGAAGGAGAAAAACCCGAAGUCGAGUAGAAGUGAAAGUCAGAAUGAAACUACAAAGAAACGGGUACACGAACUAGUUAAACAGAUGAGCAUUUCUGCCGAGGGAUCAGUUUUAGCUAUGCUUGCGAAAAGCGGAUCAGAGAGCAGUCUCUCCGAACCUGAGAAUUCUAAAGAAGCAUCCAGAUUACACGAAGAGAAAGAAGAAUGCUCGGAUAACGAGUCGAGCAACGGUUCCACCAGCAAACCAUCACCGCAGAAUAAUAACACGUCGACUGUUGUACUUAGAAGAAAAAGUCGAGGAAAUCCCAUGUUUCGCAAAAGCGAGGGUGGAGGACGCGCAGAUAGCGAGGGUACACAGACAAGCGAGUCAGCCAGCAUUGUCGGAGACUCUGAAGGAGCAUUACGGGCUAGUAAAAGCGACACGAGCUUAACGGACAGCUUCGUCAUGGUCACCGAAGCUGACACCAAACCUAAAAGGAUCAAUCCACAAAAUAUCUUAAGAGACGGUUUCAAGUGGCAACGGCAAUUAGUGUUUAGAAGUAAAUUAACGAUGCACACCGCGUAUGACCGGAAGGAUAACACGGAACCAGCGUCUAUAACAGCUCUCGCUGUGUCAAGAGAUCACAGAACGGUGUAUGUAGGAGAUACGAGGGGGAGGGUCUUUUCAUGGAGCGUGUGCGAGCAACCAGGACGCACGGUUGCCGAUCACUGGCUCAAAGACGAAGGAGCAGAUUGUUGCGUUGGCUGCGGGGUUAGAUUUAAUCUUUACGAGAGAAGACAUCACUGUCGCAACUGUGGACAAGUAUUCUGUUCAAAAUGCAGCCGAUUCGAGUCGAAAAUAUCGAGACUCGGGAUUUUAAAGCCUGUUAGAGUUUGUCAAGGUUGUUAUUCGUCAUUACGCUCUCAACAUUCUGCUGAGAGCAGCGCUUAAUAUAGCAGUAUAGUACAGUCUCGUGUAAGUAACCGGUUCGAGAAUGGGUACAGCUUGAAUGUACAUACAUAAUCACGGGUACCUCAUUUACGUCUUUACUCGUAUUCUCGUGAGAAAAAAAAAAUGAUGAAGCGCGCCUUCAUAUCUCACUUUCGUAUCUUGCAUAAGACUUGCAUUUCUACUAGCGAGGCAGGAGAACUGAUCGCUGCAUUUCAAUCUUUCGUGCAAUCGUUGUCUUCAAUUUUCUCAGUUACGCGAACUGGAACUAUUAUUUUACUUGUUCCUCUACUUUUCUUUUAUAUAUUUUCUGACUAUAAAUAAUAUAAUUUUCGUUUACUAUAAUUCCAAUAAACUAGGAUAUUUCCUACGAAUGAUCGGCCUGCUUCGCUUCAUCGACAGGUUUAUACUCGAUGAAUUUUUGAAGACGAUAUUCGGACAAUUUAUGCGACAUAGGGAAUGCACACAUUACAAGAUGCAAAUAUGUUCUUCAUUUUUUUACUAUCCCUGAAUCUCGAUCCUUUUUCUGAUACUUUUUUACAUCGUGUGUGUGUUUGUACUUUACGACGCCUGAGCAUAAUAUGUACAGUCGCCUUCUGUUGUACAUUUGACGUAAACUUUGGGCUCUCUUUUAUUUAUUUACUUUAUAUUUUAACCAAAACAGAUCAUUGUCAGAAUCUCUAUAAACACAAUAAUGUAUAGCGGACUUUAUUUAACAAACUUAUUCUGUGAUUAUUUUUUCCUACUUUUAAUUAAACGAACAUAUACGAUCAAUAAAUUUCAAACGUGAUCAUUGAUAAUUAUUUAUAUAAUGAAUAUAUAUACAUAUAUAUAUAUAAUAGUAUAACAUUCCGUACAUGUAAGUAUAAUGUUAUACUAUUUAGGCGACUAAUUUCCCUGUCAGAACGCUUACAUUGUUUGUCGUAUCUGACUGUAUUAGAUAAUUAUUGUUAAUAUUUAUUUUAAAUUAUAGUAAAAUAGUAUACAAGAUGUCAAUAUUGUUAAUGGAAAAAUAUAAGAUUUAAUAUUUAUCAGAUUUACCAAAAAAAAAAAAAUUAUAUAUCUAUACCGUGUAUUACUCCUACUGCUACACUUUUGUAUUACGUUUUAACCGUAAUUGCUACUCCAUAAAACGUUAUUUCUUUAUUUUUACGAUAAUGUUCUGUACAUAACGCAGUGAUAAUACCCGGUGUGAUCGGUUUUAAGGAUCGUCGAUGGUGUAUAACUUACCAUCGCGUCUCACGAAAAGGCAGGUCUUUUAUUUUUCCAUUUCAUAGAAUUGAGAAACGUUUAUUGGCUUGGAAAGCUAAGAAUACAUGUAUUACGAUUCGAUAAAAAAAAAAAAAACAAGCAAACAAGACACACAGUUUGGAGUUCACCGUUUGUGACCGCUGCCUCAACAGGUGUAACACUCGUAACUUUAUAAUAGACAAUACCUUCAAUGACAUAAAAGUGUUAUUAACUGUAAGUCGGUUAAAUGAAACCAUAGACUCUAAAACCAGCAGUAAAUAAUUAAAUAUAUUCUAAACAAUGUGGUAAAUGUGGAAUACGCUCGUUUGUUCACAAUGUUCAUAUUAUAUAUCGUGACCGUAUCUGUAAAAUUAAUCGUGGAAACAGAGGUAAAUUACAACAACAACAACAACAACAAAAACCGUGUUCUUGUAUAUGAAUUUUAUAGAGUUUUGAAAAAGAAUCACCGUACGUUACGUACUUUUCGUUGGGCAAUUGAGUUUAUCUAACAGCUAGGAAGAAUACCUGAACUCCGACUAAACGUGCAACAGAAUUUGUAUAAAUGCAAAGAUCGCGGUAUUAAAUGACAAAAAAAAAGAGAAAAAAAAAGAGAAAUGACUCCCUGUACGAAUAACAAAUUCUACCAUUUGUAUUCUAUCGACACACUUCCAUUUUUCUAAAGGCACAAAUUUUAUAAAGACCGAGGGAUAACGCGACGACUAACAAACUGAGAACGAGUGAAAUGCAAACGAUGAAAAAUGUCGUUUCAACGUGGUAUUACAAUGUUUACUAGUGCCGAGCUGUUCGCUAGUGAAAUCCAUUAAGAGCACAAUGUUUAACGAGCAUUCUUUCAGGAAGGAUGCGUUUGAUACGAGGGUCAAAACGUGUAGGUAAUGCUGGGAAUUUGGACGAAUUUCAAACACUUGAAAAGUCUCUUAAUUAUGCAGAUGCAUGAAGAAGAAUUUACCACGUAUCUUAUGCUAAUAUGUGUGUCAUUAUUACAUGCCAGUUCUAAUAAAACAUUGCCAAUUAUCCUUACUUUUGUACUCCUACAUAUAUACAGACAAAACAAAGCUUAUACUUAGUUCUGCGUUGGAAUUGGAAGGCUUGCAGAUAACAGUGAUCGACCAAUGAUUGAAAUUCAUUUCCCGGAGGGUUUCUUGUUAAUUCCCUUCACUAUAAGCCAAAGUGAUUUACAAAGACAACUUAAAUGAGAGCAGGAUGAAUCUAACUACUUACAAAUGUAUUAUUUUACUAGGAAUUAUUACCAUGUAGAUAAUAUAAUUAGAACAAAGAAAUCAAAUGCAGAAGCAAGUAUAAUUUCUAGUCAGAUGCAUUGGGUACCCAUUAAUCUUAAUUUGGCAAGCAAAAUUUUGUUUUUAUGAUUUUUAACAGUAUUAUUUGUAUUCGUAUUUCAAUGCGUUGGCGUUUAUGUACCACAUGUAUUAUAAAAUAGAUCUUUAUAUAAAA
Messenger RNA from Hylaeus volcanicus, 13331 nucleotides. RefSeq names its product WD repeat and FYVE domain-containing protein 3 (gene bchs). Bases 291 to 10634 code for a protein of 3447 amino acids. NCBI's taxonomy places the organism in Eukaryota, Metazoa, Arthropoda, Insecta, Hymenoptera, Colletidae. The transcript is spliced from 41 exons. The record is from RefSeq and is a predicted model, not a curated record. Gene Ontology annotation, molecular function: protein binding; metal ion binding.